AUGCAGAUUCAGGGACAGCUGGUGUCACCCAGGGAGCGCGGAGGAGCAGCAAUCUGUUGUCCAGACCUGGGCAGUUCAGAUGGUCCCCCACGGAACUGGAAGGGCAUAGGAAUUGCCAUGGUGGUGAUCCUGGCUGUUAUGUCUCUGGUCAUCCUCUCUGUCAUCCUCCUCACUCCUGAUGCAUCUAAAUUGUUACUCCGUUCCCAUCUCACGAUGGAGGAUCUGGAGCGUGAAGAGUUCAAAGUUCAUGACCCCUGUGUGGCAUGGUUGAACGAAAACGAAGUGGCUCUCCGCACCAGAGAAGGACACGUCCUGUCCUUCAGCCUCAACAGCAACCUCACCUCGACUCUGGUGGACAACAGCUCCCUGUGCACUGAGGAGCAGAGCAAUGCAGUUUUGGGACGGACGGCAAUGGAAAACGUGACGCUAAUAGUCACACCUAUUGCUGAUGUGACGCCAGGGGGAGACUUUGAGCAGAACCGGGAGCCUGAGAGGCCGCAUGGACCUAUAUGGGAUCAGCUCACUGAUCCACUACUAAAUUCCAAGUGUCUGCAGACAAGAUGUGUGUCCUCUUGGCGUAUAACAUUCAACCGGGACCUGCUGGAGCUCAACCCUCCGGAGAGAGAGAAAGCAGUGCUACAAUAUGCUUCCUGGGGGCCUCAGGGGAGCCAGCUGGCCUAUGUGUUUGAAGGAGAUAUCUACUACAAGUCGAGUGUGACCAGCAAAGCCCUGCGUCUCACAACCACCGACCUGGAGCAGAAUGUGGUGAACGGGCUGUCUGACUGGACUUAUGAAGAGGAAGUGCUCUUGACAUAUGUUGCCCAUUGGUGGUCUAUGGACGGGGCCCGGCUGGCGUACCUCACCAUCAACAACUCUGCCACACCUGUGAUGGAAAUACCUCACUUCUUAGGGGGUCUGUACCCCUCCAAUGUGCUCUUCCCCUACCCAAAGGCUGGCUCAAGUAUCCCAUCAGUCAGUCUGUUUGUGGUGAAUCUGUACGGUCCAGCUCACACUCUGGAGAUGAUGCCUCCUGACUCCCUCAGGGCCAGAGACAGCUACAUCUCCAUGGUGACUUGGAUCAGCAGCACCCGCCUCGCAGUUCGUUGGCUGAACCGUGCCCAGAACCAAUCAGUGCUGUGCGUGUGUGAGGCUACCACAGGGGCAUGCUCAGAGAAACACAAAAUGGCCAUGGACAUAAUGCAAAACCAACGGCAGGACGUGCCAUUGUUUUCAGCAGACGGCUCCGUGUUUUAUACAAUCCUGCCAGCAAAACAGGGCGCUCGUGGAGAGUUCCACCACAUUGCUGCUCUUUCAGCCCAGCCUGCCAUCCCCUCCGUCCCUCCUCGCUUCCUGACAUCAGGGAGCUGGGACGUCAGCUUGCUCUGCGCCCUCGACGAGAAGGCUGGAAAAAUCUAUUUCCUGAGUGCAGAAGAAUCCAGACAAAGCAGACACCUUUACAGUGUGGACCUGGAUGGAGUGUUUCAGCGCCAGUGCAUCUCCUGUAACCUUAUAGAUGGAUGUCGCUUCUUUAAAGCUCAAUUUAGCCCCAAUCAAACCCACUUCACCCUCUACUGUCUAGGCCCAGGAAUCCCUAAAGUGACAGUUCACAGUACAAAGGACCCCUACAGAUACGUCGUCUUGGAGGAUAACAGCCCUCUAUCUAAAGCUCUGGAGGACAAGAGGCUCCCCGAAACUCUGUUUAGGACACUCCCAGCAGACAACCAUGAUGUACACCUGAAGCUAUCUCUACCGCAGGGUUACGAGGCCAACCUGCACCCUCUUCUCAUCAUUGUGGAUGGCGUUCCUGGCUGUCAGUCGGUGACAGAGGAAUUUGCUCUCGACUGGCCUCAGGUCCUCUCGGGCACACACAAUGUGGCUUUGGCAUGGGUGGACGGCAGGAGUGGGGUUGGCCGUGGACAGAAGACCGCCACUGUGGAUCCACGCAAGCUUGGCUCAGUUAGAGUCAGAGAUUAUCUGGGAGUUGUUGAGUUGUUGAUGCAACUGCCUUAUAUUGACGAUCGUCGGAUGGUCCUCUAUGGCAAGGCAUUUGGAGGUUAUUUAACUCUCAAGAUGUUAGCUGCAACAGAUAAACUCUUUCAAUGCGCAGCCGCUAUGGCACCGGUAACUGACUUCAGGCUUUAUAGUGCUGCAUUCUCAGAGAGGUAUCUAGGCCUUCCAGCAAAGGAGGAGCACGCUUACUCUACUACCUCUUUGCUGGAGGAUGUUAACAAGCUGAAAGAUGAGAAUUUCCUUAUUCUACAUGGAACUGCAGAUGCGAGGGUACACUUCCACCACACCGCUGAGCUCCUGAGCCGACUGGUGAGGGUGGAAGCCAACUACUCACUGCAGCUGUACCCAGACGAGGGCCACAUUCUGAGAGAGCCACGCAGCAUACAGCACUUCCAGCGGACAGUGGUGAACUACCUCCAAGGCUGCUUGAAGCACAGCAACCUCCUAGAUCCUGAAGAGGAUCCCGAGGAAGAAGAUGAUUGAGCCCAGAGCCCCUUUUCCAUCCUUGUGGAAGGACCAUCUUUGGACUGUGUGCCAUUUUAUGCAUUAACUUGGGUCGGAUUACUAGGCACAAGAGCACAGGAGUGGGGACCAAACACAUUAGAUCACCUCCUACAAAUUCUGGAAAAAUGUAUGUACUGUAAACCAUGUUGCACACAAUUAUUUCUGCUGUUAUACUAUAUGUUUGAGGCCCUGCUUUUUUUUACAAAAGUCACUCGAGGUGUUGUGGACUAGAAGGCAUACUGAGUCUGCCAAAAGUUUACAAAGAUUUUAAAACGUGCAUGUCAUAAUGGCUGCAUGAUGUGGAUUAGUUUACAUUGUAGUUUCUGUGUUACGCAGAUCUAAAU
Molecule: messenger RNA, 2858 nt
Organism: Perca flavescens (yellow perch)
Lineage: Eukaryota; Metazoa; Chordata; Actinopteri; Perciformes; Percidae
Product: inactive dipeptidyl peptidase 10
Exons: 26
Coding region: 1-2493 (830 amino acids)
Biological process (GO): regulation of potassium ion transmembrane transport; proteolysis
Cellular component (GO): plasma membrane; voltage-gated potassium channel complex
Molecular function (GO): serine-type peptidase activity
Source: RefSeq, a predicted model, not a curated record